UACAGUGAUAUACCAAGCUUUUAUGGUCUUAAUUGAACCCCACACUCUCACUUUCCCUCAGAUUUUGAUUAUCUCUCUCUUGUGAAAAAGCCUUGAAGAGAGAGAGAAGACCCUUCAAUCUUCUUCAUGCCAAGUUGUUUCUAUGGAGGAUUACAACAGAUCAAGGUCUUAUGGAAAUAAGCAAAGGAUGGAGAUUGAGAGCUACUAUGGAGCACCAAGGCCUUCUUAUGAUAUCAGGUCCUACAGCGUUUCCUAUGCACAAACUCAAAUGGUUCCUAAUAAGGAUGUGAAGUUGAAGAAAGGAAAAAGCAUUUCCAACAAGUCUUGGAGCUUUGCUGAUCCUGAGUUUCAAAGGAAGAAGAGGGUUGCCGGUUAUAAAAUGUAUUCUGUUGAGGGGAAGGUGAAAGGUUCCUUCAGGAAGAGCUUCAGGUGGCUUAAGGAUAGGUACUGGAAAGUGGUUUAUGGCUGGUGGUGAUUUAGUUGCUAUUAUUUAUUUUGUUCACAGUUUGUAUUUCCUGUUUACAAAUUUUUGAGUUUUCUGUUCACGAGGAGAAUUUGUAGGUUAAUGGGUUAUGAUAAGUGUACUUGAGGUGGCUUAAGUGUUUGUUUAUAAAUUGAUGUUACUUUA
Messenger RNA from Gastrolobium bilobum, 628 nucleotides. RefSeq lists its product as uncharacterized. The transcript has a single exon. The record is from RefSeq and is a predicted model, not a curated record. NCBI's taxonomy places the organism in Eukaryota, Viridiplantae, Streptophyta, Magnoliopsida, Fabales, Fabaceae. Bases 143 to 475 code for a protein of 110 amino acids.